Molecule: messenger RNA, 5874 nt
Organism: Xenopus tropicalis (tropical clawed frog)
Lineage: Eukaryota; Metazoa; Chordata; Amphibia; Anura; Pipidae
Gene: baz1b
Product: bromodomain adjacent to zinc finger domain 1B
Exons: 19
Coding region: 271-4581 (1436 amino acids)
Biological process (GO): chromatin remodeling
Cellular component (GO): chromatin; WICH complex; nucleus
Molecular function (GO): histone H2AXY142 kinase activity; non-membrane spanning protein tyrosine kinase activity; protein tyrosine kinase activity
Source: RefSeq, a predicted model, not a curated record
AGGUGGGCGGAAUCUUUCGGUAACCAUCUUCAUGGUUGUAUGUGCCAGUGGAAAGAGGAGGAGUAAGCCGGCGGCGGAAGGGAAUCUCCCGCCAUUUUUCAAUCCCUUCUUUCUCUUUUUUGUGUGCAUUACCAGAGCGGGAAACCGGCUGGGGGCUGGAAGUGACAGGCGGGACUAAACAUCCACUGAGGAGGGAAGGAGCCCCGGCCUAAGGCUUAGGGCAGCUACCGCUGUCUCCACACGCACGCAGCCUCUCGCCUUGUUCCCGGGAUGGCGCCGCUGCUGGGCCGCAAGCCUUUCCCUUUGGCCAAGCCGCUGAGCGAAGCACCUCCCGGCGAAGGCGAGGAGGAAGUGUACAUCAUAGAGCACAGCAAGGAAGCCUUCAGGAGCCGAGAAGAGUAUGAGUCACGCCUGGAGCGCUAUGCAGAGAGAAUCUGGACAUGUAAGAGUACAGGAAGCAGUCAGCUGACUCACAAAGAGGCCUGGGAUGAGGAGCAGGAAGUUACAGAAUUAUUAAAAGAGGAAUUCCCAGUAUGGUAUGAGAAACAGGUGUUGGAGAUGGUUCAUCAUAACACCAUUUCCUUGGACAAGUUGGUAGACCAGUCCUGGAUGGAGAUCAUGACUAAAUAUGCUGAUGGAGAAGAGUGUGACUUUGAGGUUGGGCCAGAAAAGUAUUUGCGUGUAACAAUUGUUAAAGUGCACCCAUUAGAGAAAGAGGAACAGGCUUCUGAGAAAAAGUCUGAGGGUUCUUGUGACUCUCCAUCCAGUGACAAAGAGAACUCCAACAAGGUGGCUCAGGACAUCCAACUGAAGGAGGAGAGUAAUAGGCGGGAAAGCUUGAGUAGCUUAAGGGAAAGUGACCGAGCACGACGUUCACCACGUAAGCUUCCUGCAAGUUUAAAAAAAGAAGAGAAAAAGUGGGUCCCACCUAAAUUCCUUCCUCACAAAUAUGAUGUAAAACUUCUCAAUGAAGACAAGGUAAUCAGCUUUGUUCCUGUUGACAGUCUGUAUCGCUCAGAGCGCCCCCCGAACAAAGAAAUCCUUAGAUACUUCAUUCGACAUAAUGCACUCCGCCUUGGCACUGGAGAGAAUGCACCUUGGGUGGUAGAGGAUGAACUGGUGAAAAAGUAUUCUCUACCAAGCAAAUUCAGUGAUUUCUUAUUGGAUCCACAUAAAUAUAUGACUCUAAAUCCAUCAUCAGCAACAAAAAGGAAGAGUCUGGGAUCCCCUGACCAUAAACCAGCUAAGAAAAGUAAAAAAUCACCACUUAGCCCAUCAUCGUGGUGUCAGGUGAACCUUAAGAAAACGGGGAUUACCAGUUCCUCUUCAGAAGAAGAAAUGCAGUUAAUGAAUGGUGCAAACUUAAACAAAAAAGGCAAGAAAUCGGACAAGAAGAAACCUAAAAGUGGCAAGUCACAGCUACUGAAUGGCCAAAAAGUUUCUGGCAAGGCUCGCUCUCCUAAAAAAGGGUUAAAGAGCCCAAAGUUAAAGCAAAUGACCUUAUUGGACAUGGCAAAAACAACUCCAAAAGUGUCCCGGGCCCAAAAAGGGGGUGCAAGCACACCUAGGUCAAGCAGCAAACCCCACAAAUACCUACCCCCUGCUGCUCUCCACUUAAUCUCUUACUACCGUGACAACAAGAACCGUGAAGACCGUAAAAGCGCUCUGUCUGCACUGAUUUCUAAGGUGGCUCGAAUGCUGUCUGCUGAAGACCGCAAAAGGCUGCCUGAUGAGCUUCAAGAACUAGUUCAGAAACGCUAUGAACUGCUUGAACAUCGCAAGCAGUGGGCAGUGAUGACAGAGGAGCAGCGUCAAGAAUACAUGAGCAAAAAGCGUGAGGCGUUAAAAGCCCGUAUUAAGGAGAAGGCUCGGGAACGGAAACAGAAGGAGAGAGAGGAACGUCUGGAAAAACAAAAGCGAUAUGAAGAUCAGGAGCUCACUGGUAAAAGCUUACCAACUUUCAAACUUGUAGACACCCCAGAGGGACUACCAAAUGCUUUGUUUGGGGAUGUAGCAAUGGUGAUAGAGUUUCUCAGUGGCUAUGCAGACCUGCUGCUACCAGAUGGGCAGUACCCAGUGACUGCAGUAUCCAUAAUGGAAGCUCUUGCUGCAGAGAAGGGUGGAUUCAUGUACCUUAACAGAGUACUUGUUGUGCUACUUCAGACACUCCUGCAGGAUGAGAUUGCUGAGGACUAUGGUGAACUUGGCAUGAAAUUAUCAGAGAUUCCUCUCACAUUACACUCUGCCUCAGAGUUGGUUCGCCUUUGUUUACGUAAAUCUGAUUCUCCAGCGGGGGAAAGUGAAUCCACAGAAAAAGAAGAUGAAGAUAGUGAGGGAUCUGCUGUCUACCAAGAUGACGAGGUGGAAGAUGAGUAUCUUGAGAAGAUGGAGACGUCGGAGUUUUUUGAAUUAACAACAGAGGAGAAACUUCAUAUCCUGGUUGCUCUCUGCCAUCGCAUUCUAAUGACUUACUCUGUGCAAGAUCAUGUGGAUACAAAACAGCAACGUUCAGGUGAACUGUGGAAAGAAAGGCUGGCUAUACUUAAGGAGGAAAAUGAUAAGAAACGGGCUGAGAAACAGAGACGAAAAGAACAGGGAAGUAUGAAGCCAAAGGAGGAAGUGGUGGCUUCAAAGGUUGUGAAAAAGCAAGAGAAGACUAACACCAUGCAACAGGAUAAUGAUACAGAAGACAUGAUCAGCGCAGUAAAGAGCCGGAGGCUGCAAGCCAUACAGGCCAAAAAGGAAAAGGAAGAACACCAGAAACUAACAAAAGAACGAUUGGAAAGGGAGGCAGAAGAAGAGCGAUCCCGCAAGCAGAAAGCAUCGGCUGAGAAAGCAUUUCAUGAAGGCAUUGCAAAAGCAAAAUUAGUUUUGAGAAGGUCUCCACUUGGCACAGACCGCAACCACAACAGGUAUUGGCUGUUCUCAGAUGAAGUUCCUGGACUGUUUAUUGAAAAAGGCUGGGUGCAUGACAGCAUUAAUUACAGGUUUAGUCCACCUGAAUCUGAGCAAGAAUAUGAACAAGAUGCUGAAGAAAGUGAAGAUGCAGACAGUAGUGUUGGCUGCCCUGAUGAUUCUACGCAAAGAGAGGGAAAAACGGUAGAGAUGACUGUGCCCAAACAGGGGCAGAACUUAUGGUUUCUCUGUGAUACGCAGAAAGAACUUGAUGAGCUUUUGGAUUCUCUGCAUCUGCAGGGCUUCAGAGAGAGCCAGUUAAAAGAGCGCCUGCAAAACAGGUAUCAGGACAUUAUGCACUCCAUUCAUCUUGCUCGCAAGCAGAACUUGGGGUUAAAGACCUGUGAUGGGCAACAAGAGCUUUUAAAUUUUUUGCGUAGUGAUAUCAUUGAAGUUGCAACUCGCUUGCAGAAGGGAGGCUUGGGAUAUCUAGACGAUACAACAGAGUUUGAAGCAAAGGUGCGCACAUUAGAGAAUCUUAAGGAUUUUGGAGAAUGCAUAGUGUUUCUCCAGGCUGCGGUCAUCAAAAAGUUCUUACAGGGUUUUAUGGCUCCAAAACAGAAAAAGCGAAAGCAUCAGUCAGAGGAGGCAGCAGCAAAAGCAGAAGAGCAAGAUGAAGAGAAGAAAAUGGCAGAAGAAGCAAAAGUUGCAUCAGCUGUUGAGAAAUGGAAAACUGCCAUUCGGGAUGCCCAAACAUUUUCACGCAUGCAUGUUCUACUAGGGAUGUUGGAUGCCUGCAUCAAGUGGGAUAUGUCCUCUGAAAAUGCUCGGUGUAAAGUGUGCCGCAAGAAAGGUGAAGAUGACAAGCUAAUUCUGUGUGAUGAAUGUAAUAAAGCAUUCCAUCUCUUCUGUCUGCGACCAGUAUUAUUUAACAUACCUGAUGGAGAAUGGCUGUGCCCUGCAUGUCAGCCUGCAACUGCUAGACGAAGUUCUCGGGGCAGAAAUUAUGCUGAAGACUCCACUCAAGAUGAAGAGGAGGAGGAGGAAGAAUCAGAGGAGGAGGAAGAGGUGGAAUCGGAGGAGGAGGAGCAAGAAAUGAUGGGACAGAGAUUGAGGUCCCGCAAAGCUGCAAAAGCUAAACCGGGCCGGCCUGCGCGACGUGGGCGUCCACCAAAAAACAGUAAUCAAUCUCGUGUCUCACGACAACGAUAUGUGGAAGACAAUGAAGCUGAUGUCGAGGAAAUGGUGCGUCAAAGCAAACCCACAUCCCGCCGCCAGAACCAAGAGCUUCAGAAGUGUGAAGAGAUUUUGGCAAAGCUCAUAAAGUACCGAUUCAGCUGGCCUUUCAGGGAGCCAGUCAAUACUGAUGAGAUAGAAGACUACAUGAACGUGGUGACAAACCCUAUGGACUUCCAGACCAUGCAGAGCAAAUGUUCAUGCGGUAGUUACCAGACAGUGCAGGAAUUCCUUAACGAUCUGAAACUGGUCUUUGGAAACACAGAGCUGUAUUAUGAGCCUGGAAGUUCUCAGUUGUCCUGCUUGGAGAAGACUGAGCAAUGUGCCCGAGACCUACUUGGCAAACAUCUACCAGCACACACUUAUCAGAGGAGACAUCGUAAGCACCAGGCUCCCGAGCCAGAGCCCGAGACAGCCAACCCUGGUCGGGGGCGCAAACGGAAGAAAUGAAACAAAUCUAAAAAGGGAGAGGGGUUGGGGUAAAGCUUGUGGAAGAAUUAAGGGAGAUGUAGAAAUGGAGAGUUGGGGUGGCAGAACCUGGUGUUUUCCCUCUGGCUGAUACCAUACAUACAUUGACAUUUUUAAUGCAUUGAAAAGAAUUUGUUGCAAAGAUAAAUACAAAUGUGGAGAAGUCAGAUGUGCCACAGCCAAAUCCAUUAAUAUCAUGUUUCUAAAUUAGAUUUCUAUUGCCCACCCACUAAAACUGCUGCUAUUUGGUUUUGUCAUGGAACCCACUCACUUACGAGGAUGCAGUUUUAUAAAUGAUCAUAUCUAUAAGAUAAUAGCUGUGCUUCAUUUUGGCAUCUCUUGUGUAUUUUUUUUUUUUUUUUUUUUUUGUAUAAGACUCCUCAAUCAGUGUCUGCUUGCAUAUUGCCAGUGCUGCACAUACUGCUUUGUUUAGUGAGAGGGUGAUUGCAAGGACAGGGUUUUCUUCAUUGCUAAGGGAACUUUCAGGCAUAUUCCUGAUGUAAGUGGAUUUCUCCGUUACAUAAUUAUCUGAUUAUUAUUAUAUAUGAUUGAUAUAUGAUUAUGAGCUUUCUCGGACUUUGUUGGCAAUAACUGCAUUAUGGGUCCUCGGCACUUAGCUUGUCUGUUAAACAAAUGUCUGUAUUGCGUCUGACUUCUGUAAUAUAUCCUAUAUCUACCCUGUGUAUUUAUAGAUUAAGUCAUCUCCCCCAUAAACGUUCCCCAGGCAAUCAUUGGGAGGCAUCCAAAGGCUGAAUAAAAUAAUGUAUCAUAAAAUUUUAAAAUAAUCACCAGCUCCCUAACUUGGCCUUCCUCCCCAUGUAAAUGCUACCAGCAAAGACAAAUGCCGAAAAGACUAUUUUAGAAAGUGGAUUUUGCUACGUUCUCCUCUCCCAUUGGAUGAGUUAUUCUUCCUCUGCCGACACAGGUAUCCAACCGUCAAACAGGAGAGUCACUUUUUUGUGUAUUUUUUUUGUACUGACUAUUUCCCCUUUUUUUCUAGAUAUUCAAUGUCUGCUUGUGAUCUUGUAUAAAGGGAGCCUUUGUCUGGGUUUGGCACAUGUACAGUACAGUUUAUAUGAAAACAAGUGUUUGCCUUUAUUAAUAUUAAAACCGAAGGAACAUGUGUAAAUCUGUCUGGAGUACACAAUUUUCAUUGUUUAGGUUUUUUUCUAGUAAUUCCUCUUAUUUUUAUAUCUGUUUUAAGCAAUGUGGUUUUUAUAAUUAUGCCUAGUAAAAUUAAACUUUGUGAUCUGUGCAGCAUCACAUUUAUACCGA